UUUUCUUAAAUGAUUCUUCCUUUUUACUAAACUCAUUGAAAUUCCAAUGUCGUCCUCCAGCUACCUGCAUCUCUUUCAGUUGUGUUUCUUUCUCGCCAUAUCAACUUGUGUAGCUCAAACCACUUUUCAUCCUAAGACUUUAUUCCUUGCAGUUAAGAAAGACCCUUCCACUCUACAAUACAUCACUAAAGUUCACCAAAGAACACCUCUUGUCCCCCUUAAACUAGCCGUCCAUCUUGGCGGCGAAAGCCUAUGGGUGGAUUGUGAACAAGGCUACAAAAGCUCUACAUACAAGCCAGCUCGUUGCAAUUCAAGGCAAUGUAAUCUAGCUAGGUCAACCGCAUGUGGAUAUUGUUUCGAAAAUAGUACACGACCAGGUUGUAACAACGCCGCAUGCUAUAACCUUGUUGGAAAUCCAUCUAUGGAUUUUAUGUCCAGUAACGGUGAAAUUGCCGAGGAUGUUUUGUCCAUCCAAUCCAUUAGUGGAUCCAUUCCAGGUCCUGUUGCAACUGUGCCAAGGUUUAUCUUCAGCUGUUCGACUACCAAUUUAACCCAAAAUCUUGGUAAACAUGUGAAGGGAAUGGUUGGUUUCGGGCAGCAGACUCCAGUAUCAUUUGCUACUCAAUUUGCAUCAGCUUUUAGAUUCAGCAGAAAGUUUGCCAUUUGCUUGAGUUCAUCAACUGAACGAAAUGGUGUAAUUUUCAUUGGACAUAGCCCUUAUUACUUCAGCCUUGCCUUUGACGCAUCACAAGAUCUUAUCUAUACACCUAUCGUUACCCUCCCACGUUAUAUUGCCAUUACCUACCCACAUUAUACACGCAUCAAUCGGGCCUCAUCAGAGUAUUAUAUUCAAGUUUCAUCCAUUAGAAUUAAUGGAAAAACUUUGCCCCUAAAUAAAACAUUGCUCUCGUUGGAUGAAAAUAAUGAAGAAGGAGGGACGAAAAUCAGCACUGCCGUUCCUUACACUGUAUUGGAGGCUUCCGUUUAUAGUGCUGUAAGUAAACCUUUCGUUAACGAGAUGCCAGAAGAGGUGAAAACAGUCUCCCCAGUGCAACCCUUUAAAACUUGUUUUGACUCGACGUAUAUUGGUAUGUCACGGUUAGGUUACAAUGCUCCAGAAAUUAAUCUCGUCUUGCACAAGCCAAAUGUGUAUUGGACAAUUACUGGAGCGAAUUCGUUAGUAAAAGUUACCGAGAAAGUCAUAUGCCUAGCCUUUGUUGAACGAGACCAAGCAUUGGGACAAGCAAUUGUCAUUGGUGGAUAUCAAAUGCAGGACAACCUCGUGGAAUUUGAUCUUUCUAGAGGAAGAAUUGGUUUCAGUAAUUCUCUCUUUUUCCGUCAAACUAUGUGCUCAAAUCACAAUUAUGCUUAGAAAAUUGACAUUUGCGCUCGUUGAUUUAAUGGUGGAACAGACUUACUAAGGAAAGAGCUCAUUUUAUCUUUCUUAAUUAUUCAAUAAUCUUCAUACGUACUUUGAUGAUCUUAUACAUCACGACUUACUGCAAGAUGAAGUUGCUUUUCCAAUAAGGUAAUAUUAUCAUAUAGCUGUGUGCCAUAUGAAGUAGAUUAACAUCUCCGCAUUCUUAUCAAAGAAAUUUGUAUUCAAGUUAAUUAUUAGA
This is a messenger RNA of Nicotiana attenuata, 1619 nucleotides long. RefSeq names its product basic 7S globulin-like. NCBI's taxonomy places the organism in Eukaryota, Viridiplantae, Streptophyta, Magnoliopsida, Solanales, Solanaceae. The record is from RefSeq and is a predicted model, not a curated record. Gene Ontology annotation, molecular function: aspartic-type endopeptidase activity. Gene Ontology annotation, biological process: proteolysis. Bases 47 to 1372 code for a protein of 441 amino acids. The transcript has a single exon.